Messenger RNA from Capsicum annuum, 1191 nucleotides. RefSeq lists its product as uncharacterized. Lineage: Eukaryota; Viridiplantae; Streptophyta; Magnoliopsida; Solanales; Solanaceae. The transcript has a single exon. Gene Ontology annotation, molecular function: DNA binding; transposase activity. The record is from RefSeq and is a predicted model, not a curated record. Bases 1 to 1191 code for a protein of 396 amino acids. Gene Ontology annotation, biological process: DNA transposition.
AUGGACUUUAAAAAUGCUGUAGCAACUCAUGAAAUUAAGAAUGGAAAGUCUAUUCAAUGGUGUAGGAAUGAUAAUGUAAGAGCGGAAGCAAUUUGCAUACAUCAUCCAGAGUGCAAAUGGAAAAUCAAGGCUUCAAAAAUACAAACAUACAAAGCUUUCCAGGUUCGAACUUAUGAUCCCCUACAUACUUGUAAAGAGUGGCAUUAUGAUAAUAGGACGAUCACUUCAUCUUUCAUUGCAAGAAAGUACCACAAAGAAGUUGUAUCGAAUAGAAAUUGGAGUGUGGCAGAAUUUUGGGAUAAAGUAAGUGUCAAACUAAGAGCUCAUGUGACCUUAUCUCAAGUUAAAAGAGCUAAGAUGAAAGCGAUUGCAUUAAUUGAUGGUGAUAUUAAAGAUCAAUACAAAAUGAAGUGGGAGUAUUGCAAUGAGAUUAAUAGAACAAAUUCAGGCAGCACAAUAUACAUGAAGCUUACUGACAACGCGGUCCUCAAUGAGCCACAGAGAUUUCAAAGAAUCUAUAUCUAUUUUGCUGCUUGUAAGCUUGGCUUUAGAGCGGGUUGUAGAAAAAUAGUAGGCGUAGAUGGGUGUUGUUUGAAGGGUCCAAUGUAUAAGACUCAACUAUUAUCCGUUGUUGGCCUCGAUGCUAACAACAAUAUACUUCUUAUUGCAUAUGCGAUUGUAGAAAAGGAAAGUAAGGAGACAUGGACUUGGUUUUUAAAUUAUUUGGCUGCUGAUUUGUGUAUAGGUGAGAAUGGUUGGACGUUUAUGUAUGACAAGCAAAAAGGUCUUAUUGAAGCAUUUAAUGAUGUCCUACCUUGUGUGAGUCACAGGUUCUGUAUUAGACACCUUCAUAACAAUUUUAAAAUUGCUGGCUUUGGCGGUGUCAUAUUAAAAAAAACUUUGGGCUGCUGCAAUGGUAGUACUAUCAAAAGGUUUGAUGACUGCAUGAAAAAUAUUUCAAAGUUAGAUCUUGAUGCUGCUACUUGGUUAAAUGAAAAAGAACCUAGUGAAUGGUCAAGAUCGCAUUUCUCUUCAGAUGUUAAGUGUGACAUUUUGUUAAAUAAUUUGUGUGAAGUGUAUAAUAGCAUGAUACUUGAUGCUAGAGACAAGCCAAUUGUGACACUUUUGAAGAAGUUGUGGUAUCUGCUCAUGGCUAGAAUACAAGCUAAUAGAGAAAAAGCACAAAAAUGA